Molecule: messenger RNA, 1622 nt
Organism: Malaya genurostris
Lineage: Eukaryota; Metazoa; Arthropoda; Insecta; Diptera; Culicidae
Product: ribosomal L1 domain-containing protein CG13096-like
Exons: 3
Coding region: 84-1553 (489 amino acids)
Source: RefSeq, a predicted model, not a curated record
CAGCUGUCAAAAAGGCACACAUCAAAAGAAGUAAACACGUGCGAACACAUUGCUUCGUUAGUGAAAUUUAGAAUUCUGUAAAAAUGAAAAUUAAAUCGGAUAAAAAGAGUAAACCACCGAGCCACAAACUGGACUCGUUAGAAAAGUCUAGUGUAGUAAUCGGAAAAUCAAAAGAGAAGAAAAAGUCUUCUAAAAAGGUAACAACCGGGGUGCCGUUGUCGUUUGCCGAAAAGAAAGUGCUUGCGGUCAAAAAGAAGAAUAAAAAAGAAGUUCUGGAAGCAGUAGUGGCUCAACCUGUGGUCUCCAAGAUUAUUAAGAAGAAAAAAAAUAAAUCAUUGGAAAAACCUGACAAAUCGGAAACAGAGGAUAAACAGAAAGCAGCUUCUCUGUCAAAAAUAUCAGAUAAGGCAUCAGAUUCUAAGGUGAAAAAAGAAAAGAUUAAGACAAAGCAGAUUUCGCCAGAUAAACAAAGUACUGAACCCGUCGAUUUACCGAAGCUGCCAGAUGUUUUAAUUAGUAAGAAAACUAUCCAAUCUGCAUUGAAGGCUUGCAGGAAAGCGUUGGAUGCAGGAUUCGAGAAGAAGAAGAAUUUAUUUGGUGAGGAUUUGAAGUAUGGAUUACAAAUUGCUUCAGUUAAAAUUCCUAAUGUGCCAAGUCGAAAUUGUAGAAUUCAGUUACCACAUCCAAUCUACAAGAAAGGGGACGACAUAUGCCUGAUUGUGAAAGAUCUGGUUCGUGGCAAUAAGCAGGAUUAUGAACCCACGCUUCAUUACUGGCAGGAUAAGUUGCGCGAGCUGGGAAUUGAUUGUAUCACGAUGAUAAUUCCAUUUCAGCAGCUAAAGCAAGAUUACAGACAGUACGAAAUGAAAUUGAAACUGGUUCACCGAUUCGAUAGAUUUCUGGUUGAUGCUCGAAUUAACGGCCAUGUUUUUGGUUUCCUUGGAAACGGAUUUGUUCGGCGUUGCAAGAAUCCAACAGCAGUGGUGCUGGAAAAAGAUGAUUACAUCGAAAAAAAUAUUAACAAAGCUCUUGCAAAGUUAACUUACAAGCAAACCAACACAGGCAGAAUAACUGAAAUUCAAUUUGCCACACACAAAAUGCCAUUGAAGGAGGCCGUCGAGAACGCCGAAGCACUUGUCAAUAACCUGAAGUCGCAGUACCCUGGCGGAUGGCUGAACAUUCGAACGAUAUAUCUUAAACCUAUGGUGGACAUUGCUUUGACCUUCCCACUUUAUGUGAGCAACAUCGAUCCCAAUUCUGUACCGGUGCCGAAGAUUCCUGGACCACGAUCGCGCUACGAAGCAAAGAUGAACGAACAGUUGCAGCGCAGUACCAAGAAUAAGUACAAAUUCCAGUCGGGAGAUCUAGUUCGAGUUCAGUUUGACAAACGAAAGGCACAGUCUGAGAAAAAGGGAUCGAAAGCUGUGAAUAAAGUGAAUAAAAAGCAGAAGUCAGAUGACACCGUAUUAGAGGAGGACAAGUCAAGUGACGAUGAGCCACAGAAGCAAGCAAGCGACACAGAACAGAGUGAUCUUGGUGAUGAAGAUGACUGAACUUGCGAUUAGUACUCCUGGCUAGUUACUAGGAAUUCAAAAAAAAAAAAAACGUGAUAAAUGUUUUCU